AUGGAAGACGACAAGAAAAUCCCGUCUGAGUACCGCAUCUCUGAGAAGUGGGACAAAUGCUUGGAAAAUUUCACUCUAUACUUUGGCGCUGGUCUUGUGGCUGGAGGGCUCACGUCGGUUGUUCUAGCGCGCUCUGGUGCUGGUCGUGGACUAAUCACGGGGUUAGGCGCAGGAUCUGGUGCUGGAUCAAGCUGGACAACGUGUCAGAUGGCAGAAAUUUUCAAGCCCAAAGUCGACGUCGGGCUAGGCCAGAUAAACGAUCUGAGCUACAUCAGCUGA
Plasmopara halstedii is the source of this 279-nucleotide messenger RNA. Its product is annotated as Protein of unknown function DUF543. Lineage: Eukaryota; Oomycota; Peronosporomycetes; Peronosporales; Peronosporaceae. Gene Ontology annotation, cellular component: mitochondrial inner membrane; MICOS complex; mitochondrion. The coding region runs from base 1 to 279 and encodes 92 amino acids. The transcript has 4 exons. The record is from RefSeq and is a predicted model, not a curated record.